Messenger RNA from Colletotrichum graminicola M1.001, 3342 nucleotides. RefSeq names its product type III restriction enzyme. The transcript has 2 exons. NCBI's taxonomy places the organism in Eukaryota, Fungi, Ascomycota, Sordariomycetes, Glomerellales, Glomerellaceae. Bases 1 to 3342 code for a protein of 1113 amino acids. Gene Ontology annotation, biological process: interstrand cross-link repair; double-strand break repair via synthesis-dependent strand annealing; replication fork reversal. The record is from RefSeq and is a predicted model, not a curated record. Gene Ontology annotation, molecular function: 3'-5' DNA helicase activity; ATP binding; hydrolase activity.
AUGGAUUCUGAUGAAUACGACGACGAUCUUGCAGACGAGGAUUUGGUGGAAGCACUUAGUCAGAGUCAGGCUGGCCCAUCGAGCUCCUCAGCCUUUAAUCUGCAGACUGCGCCCUCUGCCAGGUCGUCGGCAUUUACCCAUGCCCUGGAGCCAUCUUUCAACAGAGGCAACGCGGGGCGUCAACUCCCAGCAACCAAUGCAUUUCAGAAGUCAGCAUCGACUCGACCUCUGGCAAACGAAUUGGAUGACUUGCCCUCAGAUGCAUUUUCCUCCUCGCCGGAACCUCUGUCGGCCGCACCACCCACCAGGAAUGCAGCAACUGCGGCGCCCAGGGCUCAGAAUGGAUUGACUCGCACAUCAUCGUCAAGUUUCAGACAGACCACCUUGCUGGGUGGUAGGGUCGCAGACGACGCCCCUAUCCAACCUUCUCAGCCAGGAUUCGGCCGGGUCUACAGGGGAGAUAAGCCUGAAGAAGCCCCUUCUCAGCAUGCUAUCGAUCGUGAAGAGAUGAAGACCUGGCUGUAUCCAACCAACCUCGGAGCCACCAGAGACUAUCAGUUCAGUAUCGUCAAAAACGGCCUGUUCAACAACACACUUGUCGCCUUACCCACUGGUCUUGGCAAGACAUUCAUUGCUGCAACCAUCAUGCUCAACUACUACCGUUGGACCAAGGACGCCAAGAUUGUGUUCGUUGCGCCUACUAAACCCCUGGUGGCCCAGCAGGUCGACGCUUGCUUCAACAUUGUGGGCAUACCUCGAUCUGAGACAACGCUCCUUACAGGCGACACCGCACCGGCCCUCAGAGUAAACGAGUGGUCGUCCAAACGAGUGUUCUUCAUGACACCGCAGACGCUGCAGAACGACAUCUCUCACGGCUAUGCCGACCCGAAAUCCAUCGUUCUGUUGGUGAUAGACGAAGCCCAUCGCGCCACGGGCGAGUACGCGUAUGCCAAGGUCGUCAAGAGAAUACGCCAAUACAACUCCUAUUUCCGGUUAUUGGCGUUAACCGCGACGCCCGGCUCAAAGAUUGAGACGGUGCAAGAAAUCAUUGACAACCUCGGGAUAUCACACAUUGAAAUUCGAACCGAGGAUUCCAUUGACAUCCGUCAAUAUGUGCAUCAAAGAAACGUUGAGCAAGUUGUCCUCGAUCCCUCUGACGAAAUGUGCGAGAUCAAGGAUCUGUUCUCGAAGGCCCUGAAGCCGCUGAUGGACAAGCUCACCCAGCAAAACAUCUAUUUCGGCAGGGAUCCGAUGGCAAUAACAACAUACGGUUUGGUGAAGCAACAGCAGGAAUGGUUCGCUACCGUCGGACGCAAAACCAAUCCCGGAAUGCAAUUCAUGAUGAGGGCUAUUUUCAGCAUAUUGCAGAGUCUUGCCCACGCAAUCAAGCUGCUCAACUUUCACGGAAUCAGACCCUUCUACGAGAACCUGAAGGAGUUCAGAGGCGGAGUUGAAGACAUGGGAGAGAAGGGGUCCAAAUACAAGAAGCAGAUAGUUAACGACCAAAGCUUCCAGGAGAUGAUGACGAGGGUAGAGAAGUGGCUUCGCACCGAGGGCUUCGUCGGCCAUCCGAAGCUUGCCGCUUUGCAGGACACCGUCCUCAACCACUUCAUGGACGCCGGUGCGACGUCCACCCGCAUCAUAGUGUUCAGCGAAUACAGGGACAGUGCCGAGGAUAUUGUCCGGGUUCUGAACGUGCACAAACCACUGAUCAAGGCCACUGUUUUCGUCGGCCAAGCGGACUCGAAGCGGUCCGCAGGCAUGAAGCAGAGCGAACAGAUUGCAACGAUUCAGAAGUUUAAGGACGGCGAAUACAAUGUACUGGUCGCGACCUCCAUCGGCGAAGAGGGCUUGGACAUUGGACAAGUCGAUCUCAUUGUGUGCUACGAUGCUUCUUCCUCGCCCAUCAGGAUGCUUCAACGGAUGGGCAGAACGGGACGAAAGAGGGCAGGCAACAUCGUACUCUUGCUCAUGCGGGGCAAAGAGGAGGACGCCUUUGCCAGGUCGAAGGACAACUACGCAGAGAUGCAGAAGCUGAUCUGCGAAGGGAGCAAGUUCAACUUCCGCCACGAUCUUUCGGCUCGGAUUGUGCCUAGGGAUAUUCGGCCCGAGGUGAACCUGCAGCACAUCGAGAUCCCCAUUGAAAACACGCAAAACCCGUCACUUCCCGAGCCCAAGAAAGGGAGGGCGAGGAAGAAGUUGCCCCCAAAGAAGUUCCACCUGCCAGACGGCGUUAGUUUGGGCUUCGUCAAGGCAUCAGAUAUGGGCAAGGCUAGUGCAGCCCCCAAAAGAGGUCGCCCUCAGAAAAAGCAAGAGCCGACAGAGGCGGACUUCGUCGCUGACGUGCCCUCGGUUAACUCGGUCGUCCUCACAGAAACACAGUUGGCUGAGUUGGACAGGGUGUACCGGUCUCUGCCUGCCAGCUGGUCCAAAAUCGAAGAGACGGAGAUGCCAAGUUUGACUGCCUGUCCCGAGCUCCAACGACGCCUUCGACCAGUAGGCAAGGUUCAACACGGCCAACGAACGAAAAGGUUCGUCAAAUUAUGCCAGAAGCUUGCCAAGAGCCAAGACACAAGAAGUCGCUACAUACAACCGUUUGGGGAAGAGGACACCAGCCGGUGGGAAGAGGUUGCGGUCCCAGAUUAUGCCAGCGAUACGGAAGACGGGGCGCUUCCGGGCAACGGUGCCAGGAGGCAGUCGAAAACGGUGGUGUCUGAGGAUGAGCCCAUCGAGGAGUCAAGGCCAAAGAAACGCAAAUCCAACAGUGCACCCAAGCGCUCAGCAUUCACAUCUGCUACAGCGCUAGUGGACGACGACAUGGACAAGACCGCGGAUGAAGAAACGCCGCCGCGACGGCUUCCGAAGCCGAAGAAGGCUGCUACGGGACGAGGACGCGGCAAGAAGGCCUCGAGGCGAGUGGGCCGUGGCAUCAACAGCGAUGAGCUCGGCGACGACUGCGACAGAGGCAGCGAUGUGAUGGAAACGGACGGGUCAGACAGCGGGGGUGACUUGCUCGAUUUCGUCGUCUCGGACGAACACCCCGUGUCCAGCAACCACCCGUCAUCUUCGGCGUUGCCCACGAGCCAAGCCACGGCCACGGGCUCAACGCAGCGCAACGAUGCCGCCCAGCCUUUUUACGUGCCGACCGAGUUCCCGGCGACACAGGAGUCGGCAGACUCGCUUCCGGAUCUCGCGGAUGUGCUUCUCAGUAACAAGGCAAAGAGGUCGCGGACAGCAGCGUCGAUGGACGAGUCUGAGGACGGAGACGCUACUCCGCGACAACAGGCAGGCGGACGGCAGCAGAGAAGGCGAGCAGUGUUUGAGAGCGACAGCGACGAAUAA